CUCUCCUACGCCGAAUUUGGAGACCCAGUGACUCAGCUGAGGUUUGAAGAAGCAGCAGAGGCCCCUUUGGGACGUGACCAGGUGCGCGUGCGCAUGCUGGCCGCUGCCAUCAACCCGGCUGACAUCAACCAAGUGCAAGGGCGGUAUGCAUCCCAGCCCCCUCUUCCUGCCGUUGGCGGAAACGAAGGUGUCGGUGAAAUUGUCGAGGCAGGCCCCAAUGUGGAUCCAGCCGUGGCUCGCGUAGGUCAGCGCGUGGUCUUUGGCACCAGUCAGAUGGGCACUUGGUCGGAGUUUGUACUCGCCGGGCAAGACCAAGUGCUGGUUUUGGAUGAUGAUACCUCCGUGGAGCAUGCCAGCUGCAUGAUGGUCUCGGCCUGUACGGCCUACCGCAUGCUUCAUGACUUUGUGCAACUUCAGCCUGGUGACAUUGUACUUCAGAACGGCGCCACGUCAGCGGUUGGUCGUGCCGUCAUUCAGAUCGCCAAGUCAAUGGGUGUCACAUCCGUAAAUGUUUUGCGCCGUGAACGCCCCGACUUGGAGGGCACUGUGAGCGAGCUGCGAAGCCUUGGUGCUGAUGUGCUAGCUUUUGAAGAAGAUCUAGAGACCCGGGAAGGCCUCCGCCAGCUCCGAGCACAGUUGGACAGGCCCGUGCAUCUCGCACUCAACUGCGUCGGUGGAAAAAGCGCGACCAAUUUGACGCGCCUCGUGGGGCAGCGGGCCAGCCUGGUGACCUACGGUGGCAUGUCUCUACGCCCAACUCAACUCUCCACGGCCAAAAUGAUUUUUGAAGAUCUGCGACUUUUUGGCUACUGGAUGACGCGCUGG
Messenger RNA from Monosiga brevicollis MX1, 825 nucleotides. RefSeq lists its product as uncharacterized. NCBI's taxonomy places the organism in Eukaryota, Choanoflagellata, Craspedida, Salpingoecidae. The transcript has 4 exons. Gene Ontology annotation, cellular component: mitochondrion. Gene Ontology annotation, molecular function: trans-2-enoyl-CoA reductase (NADPH) activity. The record is from RefSeq and is a predicted model, not a curated record. Gene Ontology annotation, biological process: fatty acid metabolic process. The annotation marks the transcript as partial.